AUGAGGAGCAAGAGUGGUGGAGUCUGUUUCAGCUAUCUUGAAUCUGGGACAUGCCGCUUUGGAUCGACGUGCAAGUUCGCCCAUGUUGAGCCAGAGGAGAAUGGUUCUGAGCAGUCUUUCGUUCAAAGCCCGCAACGAAAUGACCAUAUUAGUGAUUUCUUUGCCGAAUAUCCCGACUUCGACUACGAUGAGUCUGCAGAAAUUUGGCGCGAAUUUUAUCGCAUGUGCGAUGAAUUUGGUUGGAAUAAGAGGCAGGAUGAGAAGGAGGAAGCCAUGGAGAACUUCAAGUCAGCAAUGGUUCAGCAGUUCAACGACCUCUAUGGCACGGACGGGGAUGACCUGAAUGCCUGGCAGAGUUUGUGUCAUGUUCUAAAUAUCGUCCCAAUGCCUGUUGGCCUGAACGACUGUCGAAAGCGGAUUCGACAGACGCAUGUCAAUCUUGUGGACCUUGUGGACGCUCCGCGAACAGGAGUCCCAGUGAGGGUGUUUGCAAACUUGAAGCAAUUGCAAGAUUACACAACCGGGACUGGAAAAGAGGGAGGCAAGGUGCACCUCGUGGAAGAAGAGGCUGAGGGCUUUCGAAGCGACGUCUCGCAAGAAGAGAGCACCAAGGAAACCAUCUUUAUGUCUCUCGGGUAUGAUAUAGGCAUUAUCAAGGACUUAGUCGUCUAA
Fonsecaea monophora is the source of this 672-nucleotide messenger RNA. RefSeq lists its product as hypothetical. The coding region runs from base 1 to 672 and encodes 223 amino acids. The record is from RefSeq and is a predicted model, not a curated record. Lineage: Eukaryota; Fungi; Ascomycota; Eurotiomycetes; Chaetothyriales; Herpotrichiellaceae. The transcript is spliced from 4 exons. Gene Ontology annotation, molecular function: metal ion binding.